Molecule: messenger RNA, 2171 nt
Organism: Corylus avellana
Lineage: Eukaryota; Viridiplantae; Streptophyta; Magnoliopsida; Fagales; Betulaceae
Product: Tetratricopeptide repeat (TPR)-like superfamily protein
Biological process (GO): protein localization to cortical microtubule cytoskeleton
Cellular component (GO): cortical microtubule
Source: RefSeq, a predicted model, not a curated record
UUUUCUCUUUUCCCUCUCUUAUUUACACUCUCAUCGACGUACUCAUCUUUCUCUCUCUCUUUCUCUGCUAAUUAUUUUCCAACUUCAAAUUUUCAGAUACCCAAUCGAAGAAGGAUAAAAGACAACGACGUCUGUGUAGGCUUUCACUCUAUCCCAGUAGCUUCACAAACAAAAACAACCCACAACUGUAAAAAGCGAGUUUGUAGAGAGAGAAAGAGAGUGAGAGAAACAGAGAGAGAGGGAUUGGAGGUACCAAUGGUAGCUGGGAAGGUGAGGAUGGCAAUGGGGCUGCAGAAGUCGCCGGCGCGUUCGAAGCAGGAAACGCCACCUCCGAAACCGCCGCUGCCGUCGCCGAGCUCGGCCAAGGUAACGCAGAAGGCGGUGUUCUCGCGUUCGUUCGGCGUGUACUUCCCACGCUCCUCCGCGCAGGUCCAGCCCCGUCCGCCUGAUGUCACGGAGCUGCUUAGGCUGGUGGAAGAACUCCGCGAGAGAGAGUCGCUGUUGAAGACCGAGCUGCUUGGGCACAAGCUCUUGAAGGAGUCCGUCGCCAUUGUUCCGGUCCUCGAGAACGAGAUCUACGCCAAGGACGCGGAGCUCGAGCGAGCUGCAAAGGAAGUCGAGGGGUUGCAGAUGGAGAACCAGAGGUUGACGACGGAGUUGGAGGAGAUGAAGGCGAAGAUCGAGGAGGAGAGGAGAGAGAGUGAGAAGAAAGUGAAGGCGAUGGAAGAAGAGAUUUUGGAGCUGAAGAAAACGGCGUCGAAUCGCAGCAGAGCGGAGCUGAUUCUUGACAGUGACGAGCUCUCUUCGUCGCAAAGGUUUCAGGGUCUAAUGGAGAUUUCCGUGAAAUCAAAUCUUAUCAAGAGCUUGAAGAAAGCGACGAAAUGUACGGACGCUACUUCUGGUUCGAUUUUUGAGAGCCUGAAGCUCGAAGGAACGGACUCAAAGAAGGAGGAAACGGAAAAUGAGAGGCCAAGGCACUCAAGGUGUAACUCGGAGGAACUCACCGAGUCAGCUCUCGCCGGACUCAGAUCUCGCCCUCCUAGAGUUCCGAAACCACCUCCAAGACCAUCAUCCAACACUCCUUGCGCUUCCUCCGAGACCAAAACUCCAACGGAUAAACCGAUUCCUCCUCCGCCGCCGAUGCCGAAGAAGACAGCACCUCCGCCGCCUCCGUUGCCGCCUAAGGGGAUGAAGGCGGUGCCGGCGAAGGUCAGGAGAGUGCCGGAGGUGGUGGAGUUCUAUCACUCCUUAAUGCGGAGGGAAUCGCGGCGGGACUCCGGCGCCGCCUCCGACGUGGCACCGUCCAGCACUAACGCCCGUGACAUGAUCGGCGAGAUCGAGAACCGCUCCACUCACCUGCUAGCUAUCAAAUCGGACGUAGAAACCCAGGGAGAAUUCAUACGAUUUCUGAUCAAAGAAGUUGAGAAUGCAGCAUUUACAGACAUCGAAGACGUUGUGCCUUUUGUCAAAUGGCUGGACGACGAACUCUCUUACUUGGUGGAUGAAAGGGCGGUGCUAAAGCACUUCGAUUGGCCGGAGAAGAAGGCGGACGCGCUGCGGGAGGCUGCAUUUGGGUAUGGUGAUCUCAAGAAGCUGGAAUCCGAGGCUUCGUCCUUCCGAGACGAUGCCCGCCAGCCCUGCGGCUCUGCCCUCAAGAAAAUGCAGGCUUUGUUCGAAAAGUUAGAGCAUGGUAUUUACAAUCUCUCGCGUAUGAGAGAAUCUGCAACGAAGAGAUAUAAAGUUUUUCAUAUUCCCACGGAUUGGAUGCUUGAUGCUGGAUAUGUAAGCCAGAUCAAGCUGGCAUCUGUAAAACUGGCCAUGAAGUACAUGAAGAGAGUAUCUGCAGAGCUCGAAACAGACGGCAGCGGCAGUCCUGAAGAAGAAGAGUUGAUUGUUCAAUGCGUUAGAUUUGCAUUUCGUGUACAUCAGUUUGCUGGUGGUUUUGAUGUGGAAACAAUGAGGGCGUUCCAAGAGCUGAGAGAAAAAGCCAGAUCAUGCCAUGUACAUUGCCAAAACCAGCAACAACAGAAAUUUACAUGCAGGUCUACUACACCUUGCUAAUUAUAAUCUGUAGCAAACUCAGCUUCAGAACUGCGACCAGUUUUUUGAUGUAAAGAUACAUCUUGAUUGUGAAUAUAAUUAAUGGCGGUGGAGCUGCCAUCUUCACUUAA